CAAAGAUACACCUCAUGCAUCUUCCGAAUUCCAGUGAAACGAGGCUGCAUUCGAAGUGUCCUACUCACUUAACACUAACACACACACACACACACACACACACACACACACACACACACACACACACACACACACACACACUCUUACUUCAAAGCUGGAGUCGACUACUAAACACGCUUCGUAACUUUCAAGUGUAUGGCCAGUUGGAGACUGAGGCCUAUUGCUCUCAUCCGAUGUUUCUCAUGUAGGCUCUACUCUGUUGUUUUGCAAGAUUCAGGUGACAUAAUGAGUAUUAGAGUCUGAACAAGCAUCAGUCCUCAAGGUCAUCCACAGUGAUGCUGCUGACACUUUGACUGAUCUGAGAUCUGUUAGCAUCACUCACCUUGAAGCCAUUCACCAUGAUUGACCUGAGCUACCUGACAGAAGAAGAGCAGGAGAUGAUUUUGGCUGUGCUAAAGAGAGAUGCAGAGCUUACGAAGUUAGAAGAUCAGAGGAUCCGGAAACUUUGUAAGACUGAGAAAGACAGGAGCAGGCUGAAGUAUUUGACUGGAGAAUGGUUUUACGAGACAAACUAUCACAGACACAGAGAGAAGAUUCAUGGCUCCGACAUCAUCAGAGCAUCCAUGAGACAAGGGAAACCCGUGACGAUAUUGGAGCUCUCUCAAAGAUGGGAUGAGAGACCCAUUUUUGUGAAUAGUCAGAAGAAGGAUGUGUUUAUCCCUCCAGAGCUUUCAGGACUUAUUGAGGAACCAUACACACAGUCACAGAAUGAGAGGGUUAAACAUCAGAUGCCAGAAGGCCAACAAGAAAGCCAGAGACCUCAAAUCAAGCCCAGGCUGAAUCCAUUCAAUAUUGUGCACUCGCAGAGAGAGACAGCCAGAAUUAUCAAUAGUGUGAAAGAGGCCAACCAGACACCUGCUGAGGAACCUCUCCCUUCAGCUGAGAGCUACACACCCCUUCACAGUAUCCUAAACACAGACAACACUGACACCCAUAUAGCCACUCAAUGCGCAGACAAACCUGUGCCCAAAAAGAGACUUCUGCUGUUCUCUUGUCAGACCUCCCUCCUGAACUUCACCAGCAGUGACACUACUGUUAAACAGGUCAUGACGCCUAACCCCAGAGGCAUCUUGAAGCACAGCAGCUCCAGUUGUAGCUCCAUUGAAUCUCUGCGACUACACAUACCCAACAACAAUGACAGCAACAGCAGCCAGUCUUUUGCACCAGUCAGUCCCAUCGGCCCUCCUCUUUCCCACUGCUCAAAGCACUCUGCCUCAAGUUGGUUAGACAGAAAACAGGUCUGCUUCUCUUCCAUCAUUCAUGCCAAAGAAAGAGAGCAAGGAGAGAACAGUGUGUUGGAUGAAGACUGCAAUGCUCUGUCUGACCAGGAUAGGGAGCUGGAUAAAAGCGAUAUAGUAAACAAUGAUCGCCAUGAGCUUUAUGCUGAGCCUCAGUCCUCACAAGUGUCCAACUUCCACUGCUCUGCUGCAGUUAAAGGUGACGGCGAGGAAGACAGCCCUGUCAGAACUGCUCUAGUGUGCGCCAAUGCCAGACCCCUUUCUAUUUCAAAGAGUCUAGAGGACCUGGCAUCUCCACCUUCAAAAGAGAGAUGGAGGACUGACCCAAGGAGCGAUGUUGUGCUGAGUUUGGAAGAUGUGUCUGCAGUCACUACCAACACCAAAACAUCCUUCUCAGACCCGGAGCAGGUGAAGAUUUUGAGUAUGUCUGUGCCUGCAUUUAUGCAACAAGAGGUCACUGGCAGUGUAUUGAGUAUCUACAGUAGUGAGUUUGGCAAUGUGGAGGUCAAAGGCACAAUCCAGUUCACCAUUCACUAUUUGCAAAAACUGGGAGAGUUCCACAUCUUCGUAGUGCAGUGCAAAGACCUCGCAGUGGCAGAUCCUAAGAGGAACCGGUCUGACCCGUAUGUUAAAUGUUACUUGUUACCUGAAAAAGCAAAAUACGGAAAGAGAAAAACGUGUGUGAGAAAGAAGACUCAGAAUCCAACUUACAAUGAAAUCCUAAGGUUUAAGAUUCCAAUGGAGUCUUUGAAAACCCAGAAGCUGAACCUCUCUGUGUGGCACAAUGACACUUUUGGCCGUAACAGCUUUCUUGGAGAAGCAGAGAUCGAUCUGGUGGAAUGGGACUUUAAUAACAUGCAGAUGAAUGAAUAUCAGCUGAAAGGAAGGGUUCAAGUUCCUUCCAGCCCUAAACACUCUGCUGGUGGUGAAGAGAUGAGAGCAGAGAUGAGUGUCGGACUAUGUUUUCUUCCACAGACUUCUCACAGUCACAAGAACAAGGCAAAUGGUGAGGUACAAAUCUGGGUGAAAGAGUGCAAGAAUCUACCCAUUUCCAGAGGCGUUUCCAUCGACCCUUUUGUCAAAUGUGCUGUCCUCCCAGAUAAUAGUCGAAAAAGCAGACAGAAGACCAGAGUGUUGAAGAGGGCUUCUAACCCAGUAUUUAAUCACACCAUGGUGUAUGAUGGCUUCAGGCCAGAGGACCUCAAAGAGGUCUGUGUGGAGCUCACUGUGUGGGAUCACGACCGAUUAAACCACUUCAUUGGGGGUGUUAGGCUUGGUCCUGGAACAGGUAAAAGUUACGGUGCUGAUGUGGACUGGAUGGACUCUAACAGUGCUGAGGCAGCUCUGUGGGAAAGAAUGAUGCAAUCUCAGAAUGAAUGGGUGGAAGACAUAUUACCUUUGAGAAUGCUGGUCAUGGCAAGAAUGUCUAGAUAGAAACUGUGAGGCACAGCAAGACCAAAAUGAAUGUUAACUAAAGAACUGGAUCAAUAACUUUUGUUGUGAUUCUGUAAUAUUCAAUACUAAACUAACCGGAUGGGCUUUUGACAUUUUGGAGAACGAGAACAAAGAGAACGCAAAACAUUUUAUGCCUUUUGUUAAGUAUGUUGGUUUCAUGUCUUCCAUAAAACUACAAAAAAUAUGUUAAAUGCUUAAAAUAUUAAUGUAAUAAUUUGAUUAUCAGUGAAUUAUCUUUAAGGAUUAUCCUAAGACACUGUGUAAAAUGCAAACUAUAAUUUUAAUAAAUUUUAAACUGUC
Xyrauchen texanus (razorback sucker) is the source of this 3053-nucleotide messenger RNA. Its product is annotated as synaptotagmin-like protein 2. The transcript is spliced from 18 exons. Gene Ontology annotation, biological process: exocytosis; intracellular protein transport. NCBI's taxonomy places the organism in Eukaryota, Metazoa, Chordata, Actinopteri, Cypriniformes, Catostomidae. Gene Ontology annotation, cellular component: exocytic vesicle; plasma membrane. The record is from RefSeq and is a predicted model, not a curated record. Gene Ontology annotation, molecular function: neurexin family protein binding; small GTPase binding. The coding region runs from base 399 to 2732 and encodes 777 amino acids.